Toxoplasma gondii ME49 is the source of this 1471-nucleotide messenger RNA. RefSeq lists its product as hypothetical. The record is from RefSeq and is a predicted model, not a curated record. The transcript has 3 exons. Lineage: Eukaryota; Apicomplexa; Conoidasida; Eucoccidiorida; Sarcocystidae. The coding region runs from base 300 to 812 and encodes 170 amino acids.
AGUUCAUUCCUUACGAGAAAACUGAAGUAGCAUAUUCUACUAUCUGUUUUUCUCGUGUAAAGUUGAAGCUUUAACGUGGUUGAUCAGGAAACGAGAAGCGAAAACCUGUUUGACGUGCUGUUGCCUCGUCCGUCACGCAUUUGCGCAACGGCCCUUUCUUGCGUCGUGAUUUUGCGGCGUUUUCCCUCAUUUUUGGUUCCGAGAGACUGGGCGACCUCUCACUUUUAAAGCGCUCGUCUCACUGGGCAAGCUUCCCGUAGGAUUUUGGUCCGUCGGUUCGAAACAUCCGUCUAUUCAAGAUGUCUAUCCUACGACAUGACUCUCACCCGAUCGUGGAGGACGCCGAGGGUGCCUACUUGACUUUCGACCCCUCCUGUCGCGGAACAAUUGUUUUGACGUGGUCCAAAAAAGCAAUUCCUGACGCGUUCAUCUAUUUUAAUCCACGAAAGCCAGUUCCCAAUUUCAAGUACACGGGGAACGGCGGCCGGAUGCAGCUGUCGACGAACGUCCAGCUGGAUCCUCCCAGAUAUUUCCAGGGAAUUUGUGCGUUCCUCAAAACACUCAAACAAUUUGAUGGCGAGCUGACUGUGAUAAGCCAGAACCAGGGGCCGAAGCCAAUCACUGUCGUUCUUCACGUAGCCGGCACGAACGCCGUUGUCAAAUGCGAGAGAGGCGUGGCGUACGACUUGUCCAAAGUCGAUGUCGUCGGCGUGAUUCCAGUGGAUUGUUCGGAAUUCGACUGUAAAACACUGUCACCCGUCCUAUUUCGCGAAAAAGCUGAUCGCGUGGGAGCGGGGCUGACGGUCCUAUGAUGUUCCUCGCACCGUCGCAGAACAAAUGCUGACAACAGUUGCAGUUACAGCGGCAUUUUUUGGUUCGGGUAGUCAAAUCUGCCAGCAACGACUCGUAAAAUUUUUUCCUGCUGUCUAUUAUUUUCGACUAACAGGCGGCCGACCCUGUCGGCUAUCGCCCAGGUUUCAGGCUGUUUUGUUCUCGCACCCACAGCGGGCGGGGAUCAAGUAUUUGCCAUCUGUCCCGAUCUAUACGUGGACACUACAAGUUGUUCCUUCUGAUGCAAGGUUCCGUGUGAAGAAUCAUGUAGAGGGUAUUCCUUCCCACGACUUGCCAGUGCCCGUGGUAAUGAUGCGAAACGAUAUGAUGGCUGAAUUUUUUAUUGGCAAGGCUUGUCCUUUCAUGCACGUGUCGCCGAUGUAUACAAAAAGUGCUGCCAGCCGUCAACUGCCGGAGGUGAGAGAUGAUACCAAGCAUUUGUUCCUUCCAGGAAGUCUGCUGACACGCAGAUGCUAAAACGUUGGAUUUUUGCCAGCUCUAUGUGUUAAAUGGGCGACCGCUCUUUAAUGAGUAUGCGCGCGUGGCAGGGUAGCGUAGCCCGUAUAUUCCGACUUUUAACAUCGACGUGUCGCUGUACUUCGUCGCACACCGGUGCGGAACAGAAGAACACGCUAUUGAA